AUGAAGACUGGGAAGCUUUCCCGCCCCUGGACCGCCUGUCGGUGCUCGAUCUUCUUGAUAACUUUGCACUGCCCCAACAACUCGAAAAGCUACAGAAAGGCAUCUCGGCCCAGACACAAAAGGUCAAGAAAUCGAGGGAUGCGUUCAAGUCGAAGAGCCACCAGGCGCGAGAGCGCAUGGUGGAGGAGUGGAGGCGCCGUGUGCCCACCCGCUGACGAGCAGCUUGACCGCUAUCGCAAACGGAUGCGUGUCAGCGUUGACAAGCUGGGCAAGCAAUGGGGCGACGCCAAGAUCAUUACUCUACGAGAGAAGGUAUCCUUCAUCUGUGGCGUCAUGAAUAUCUUCCUUAGCGGCUACCUCAUCGGCGGGUUCCCGGAGUGGUUCCACAUAUGGUACACCAUCCAGCUCCUCUACUUCAUGCCGAUCCGCUUCUUUACUUAUCACCGCCGGGGCAUGCAUUAUUUCUUGGCCGACCUCUGUUACUUCGUCAACUUCCUCCUCAUGCUCAGCAUCUGGGUUUUUCCUGGUUCAAAGCGACUAUUUACCGCCGCGUACUGCUUGGCCUUCGGCAAUAACGCUGUCGCUAUCAUCAUGUGGAGAAACUCUCUCGUCUUUCACAGCUUCGACAAGGUCACUUCACUCUUCAUUCAUAUCAUGCCCUGUGCCACUUUGCAUUCCAUGGUCCAUCUCUGGCCUGAGCAGCUCCAGGCCUCUCGGUACCCUGCCAUAUGGGCAAUCAAGCACUCGCCCGCCGGGUCACCCACUGCUUACGGCAACGUUUUCUCGAUGCUAGCAUGGAGCUCCGUUCCAUAUGCGGUCUGGCAGUUGUCGUACUACUUCCUCAUCACCGUUCGCCGCCGGGAGAAGAUUGCCGCCGGCCGUCCCACCUCGUUCACCUGGCUUCGGCGCUCAUACUCAAAGACAUGGAUCGGCAAGGUCGUACUAGCAUUGCCCAACGCGCUACAGGAGCCUGCCUUCAUGGGGAUACAGUACAGCUAUGCCGUGCUUACCAUGCUUCCUUGUCCCAUCUGGCUGCACAGUCGCUAUGCCUCGGCUGGUUUUCUCAUGGUUGUCUUUGCAUGGAGUGUCUACAACGGGUCCACAUAUUACAUUGAUGUCUUCGGCAAACGGUUCCAGAAGGAACUCGAGUCUUUGAAAGCCGAGGUCAGCCAGUGGCAGAACAGUCCAGAGAUUCCACUCAACUCGCCUUUGGUCACACCUCAUCCUGACGGCCCUGUGUCCGCCGAGCUGUCCACGGCUGUAGUUGAGGACAUCACCCCGCACACCAAGCCCGAGGUCAACAGUCCACCCGGCGCCAAAGCUGCGGGGUUGUCGAGUGUGGACCAGAUUCCUCUCCUCAAAGACGAUAAUCUAGCUGCCGUAUCUCGCUCCUCAGGCGUUGACGGCGGAGUCAAGGACGCUGCUCGUGCGAGGAAAUCAGGCUGA
Messenger RNA from Verticillium alfalfae VaMs.102, 1446 nucleotides. RefSeq lists its product as hypothetical. NCBI's taxonomy places the organism in Eukaryota, Fungi, Ascomycota, Sordariomycetes, Glomerellales, Plectosphaerellaceae. The transcript has a single exon. Gene Ontology annotation, biological process: phosphatidylcholine biosynthetic process. The coding region runs from base 1 to 1446 and encodes 481 amino acids. The record is from RefSeq and is a predicted model, not a curated record.